AUGCCACCAAAAACUAGCGGAAAAGCUGCCAAGAAAGCCGGAAAGGCUCAGAAAAACAUCUCUAAAACUGAUAAGAAGAAGAAGCGCAGGAGGAAGGAAAGCUACGCAAUCUACAUUUACAAAGUAUUGAAGCAAGUACAUCCUGAUACCGGUAUUUCCAGCAAAGCCAUGUCGAUUAUGAAUUCAUUCGUUAACGAUAUUUUUGAGAGGAUUGCUGCCGAAGCAUCUCGUCUGGCUCACUACAACAAAAGAUCUACCAUCACAAGUAGGGAGAUUCAAACCGCUGUGAGACUUUUGUUGCCUGGUGAAUUAGCUAAGCACGCUGUAUCCGAAGGUACCAAAGCUGUUACCAAGUAUACAAGCUCGAAGUAAAUCGACUUUAUUUGUUGUUUUACUUUUUAUCAUCUAAACGGCUCUUUUCAGA
This is a messenger RNA of Anthonomus grandis grandis, 424 nucleotides long. Its product is annotated as histone H2B. NCBI's taxonomy places the organism in Eukaryota, Metazoa, Arthropoda, Insecta, Coleoptera, Curculionidae. The transcript has a single exon. Gene Ontology annotation, cellular component: nucleosome. Gene Ontology annotation, molecular function: protein heterodimerization activity; DNA binding; structural constituent of chromatin. The coding region runs from base 1 to 372 and encodes 123 amino acids. The record is from RefSeq and is a predicted model, not a curated record.